AUGCACGUCCUGAGGUUCCCUCGCAGCGAUGAUGAGGCUGCCUUCGUGCUUGUACAAAUAACCCAAAAAGGUUCCAACCCGCUCGACCUCAAAUUAGUGGGCACCGAAGGGGAGGAGCCAUAUGUUGCUUCAUUGAAACAUGAUAAGGUCAUGUCUCUGUGUGUCAACAACUGUCCCGUAUCAGAGAGCGAAUGGCAAAAGAUUCUCGAGAGAUUGUUUCAGCAGGAACCCCUUCCGGAUAUCCAGGCUACAGCCACGGUGCAAAGCGAAAAGUCCGUAUCAAUCACCCUUCGUAAAGAGGUCCAGGGUAUCACGCAACGCCUUGGUGCAAUCACUUUGAGCCAUGAUCCAGAUGAAGCCAUCGAACUAUUCGAGUGGUGCGGUGCAGCUGUUGAGUCCUCCGCGGGCAGUAAGAAAGCUGCAGCCGACCUGGCAGUCAGAUCGUCUGAAGCAGAGACCGCUGUAACCCAGCUUCAGUCUCAAUUAGAAGACCUAAUCAAAGCAAAGUGCGAAGAUGAGACCAUAUUGCUGAGGAGGUUCAGGGACCUGCUAAACGAGAAGAAAAUAAGGAUUAGGGAACAACAACAGGCAUUAGCGGCGCUAGCAACAAAAUCCAGCAUGGCAAGUCAAUCGCAACUUUCACAGGCUGUUGAAGUUGAAGUCAAGCAGCCAAAGGCAAAGGCAAAGAAGCAAACUCGACAGGCCGCCAAAUCCAGGCCUGCAAAGAGAAAGGCGCCUGCGACAAGGCGAGUGGAAGAGUCAGAGGACGAUGUUGAUGUUGAUACCAUGGAUAUCGAUAUCAAAAAGGAGCCUGAGGACACAGAUCCUGGGAACACAACGGAGGCAACUGCAUCUGUCGAUAGCGAUGACGACGAGGGUGAUGCCGAUGCUAGUUCUGGUGCUCACUUGAAACCAUCCCAGCAAGUCUGUGGUUCUGCGUCCAUAGCCGCCUCUCAACAAAAGGCUCCUUCAAAGACUGCCGAAAAGCCUCCACCGCCACGAGCUCUUCCAUUUACAACCAAAAAGACUACGCCUAAGCCUGCUGAUGAUGAGACCGAAUCGGAUGAUGAGCUGUGA
Messenger RNA from Fusarium venenatum, 1077 nucleotides. RefSeq lists its product as uncharacterized. The record is from RefSeq and is a predicted model, not a curated record. Gene Ontology annotation, biological process: DNA recombination; double-strand break repair. NCBI's taxonomy places the organism in Eukaryota, Fungi, Ascomycota, Sordariomycetes, Hypocreales, Nectriaceae. Gene Ontology annotation, molecular function: DNA binding. Gene Ontology annotation, cellular component: nucleus.